Yarrowia lipolytica CLIB122 is the source of this 603-nucleotide messenger RNA. RefSeq lists its product as uncharacterized. Gene Ontology annotation, biological process: intracellular protein transport; endoplasmic reticulum to Golgi vesicle-mediated transport; protein retention in ER lumen. The record is from RefSeq and is a predicted model, not a curated record. Gene Ontology annotation, cellular component: Golgi apparatus; COPII-coated ER to Golgi transport vesicle; endoplasmic reticulum. NCBI's taxonomy places the organism in Eukaryota, Fungi, Ascomycota, Dipodascomycetes, Dipodascales.
AUGAAGUUCCUCGUUUGUCUUCUGGUUCUGGCGCUGGCCUCCGUGGUCAGCGCUCACAACGUGCUCCUGCUGCCCUGGAAGCGACAGUGCUUCUACGAGGAUGUCAAGAAGGGUGACACUCUGGCCGUGUCUUUCCAGGUCGGAAACCGAGACCCCCAGGCCGGUGGACAGCUUGCUGUCGACUUUGUGAUCAACGACCCCCAUGGAAACCAGGUUGUCAAGCAGCACGAGGUUCCUGACGGAGACGUCCAGGUGCCCAUCCAGGUCCCCGGCAGAUACGAGUACUGCUUCUCCAAUGAGUUCUCCGGCAUUGGUACCAAGGAUGUGACCUUCAACGUGCAUGGUGUCAUUGUCAUUGAUCUCAACCAGCUGACCGACGACGCUCUGGAUCAGGAGAUUGCCAAGCUCAACCAGGUUGUGCAGGAGGUGCGAAACGAACAGAGCUACAUUGUUGUUCGAGAGCGAACCCACCGAAACACUGCUGAGUCCACAAACGCCCGAGUCAAGUGGUGGAACAUUCUGCAGCUGGGUGUUGUUGCCGUCAACUCUCUGUUCCAGAUCUACUACCUUAAGCGAUUCUUUGAGGUCAAGACUUUGGUUUAA